GCCAGAAUUCUAAAAUCAGUCCCACUGAGUCAAGGUGGGAGCAGGGUCAGUGCCUUCCCAGGCUCUGCGGGAGAAUCUGUUUCCUCGCCCUGGAGGCGGCCUGUACUCCUUAGCUUGUGCUGCCCUUCUGGAAUGACUCGAGUUUCCUGCUUUCAUCACUACACCUCCCACCGCUCUCCAUCACCUGCUGUGCUCUUACAAGGAUCCAGAGAAAUGGAAUAAUUGUAUUGCUGAUCUACGUAAACAAGUUGAAGAAUUGUCUGAAAGAAAAUAUGGUGUGUCUAAACUGGAAAAGUCCUGUGAUAGUUUGUUCAUGAGCAUUUACACAAUGGAGUUACUGUUCAUCAUGGGGGUACUGUGGACAAGCCCAGGGCUGCUGUUUCACUCUUGUUGCCCAGGCUGGAGUGCAACGGCACGAUCUUGGCUCACCGCAACCUCCGCCUCCCAGGUUCAAGCGAUUCUCCUGCCUCAGCCUCCCGAGUAGCUGGAAUUACAAGCAUGUGCCACCACACCCGGCUAAUGUUUUUGUAUUUUUAGUAGAGACGGGGUUUCACCAUGUUAGCCAGAAUGGUCUCGAUCUCCUGACUUCGUGAUCCGUCCGCCUCAGCCUCCCAAAGUGCUGGGAUUACAGGCGUGAACCACCACGUCCGGCUGGUGUUUAUGUUAAUAUACUCGAAGCGAACAUUUUUUCUUCAUCAUGAGUAAUAUAACAUACCCCUCAAUGAAAGUCUAGAAUUAGAGUAAAUUUGCUAAUGAAUUAAUAACUUUUCCAUAAUAUUUUUAGUUAUGUGCUUAAGGUUCUUUCAGUGUUUCUCCUACUUUUUAAUAGCUUAUGCCUUUUUUUGCCUUUUUUAUUGGUUCAUUUUAAAGCAAAAACCUCAUAACGUGCGAUUUGGAAGCACUGUAACCUAGUGGUGAGAUCAUAGGCUCUGGGGACACAGCCUGGCCACGUCUCUUCUCCUUUCUGAGCCUUAGUAUCCUCUUUUGUGUUCAUGAGAACUGAAUAUCUAUCCCGAAGAUGUGAUAAGAUAGUAAAGUGUUUCACAUAAUACCGGGCAUAUAAAUACAUGGUAAAUGCUUCCUUCUUACGAUUUAUUGGUUGGUUGAUUGAUUGAUUGAGACAGAAUCUCACUCUGUCACCCAGGCUGGAGUGCAGUGGCACUAUCUCGGCUCACUACAACCUCUGCCUCCCUGGUUCAAGAAAUUCUGCUGCCUCAGCCUCCCAAGUAGCUGGGAUUACAGGUGUGCAUCACCACGCCCAGCUAAUACCAGCUAAUUUUUGUAUUUUUGGUAGAGACAGAGUUUUGCCAUGUAGGCCAGGUUGGCCUUGAACUCCUGACCUCAGGUGAUCCACCUGCCUCCCAAAGUGGGAUUACAAGCAUGAGCCACCACACCUGGCCCAUGUUUUUUUUUUUAUUUUUUGGAAGAUUUUUUAAUUUCAUGAAUAAUGGUAAUGAUUUUUUUAAAAUUAUUUAAGUUUUAGGGUACUAUGUUUUUAUUAUAUUGUUAAUUUAGUACUAUUCUGAGUAAAAAUAAUUUGCUAUUACAGUUUUAUAAAUUGACAAUUUUAUAAAUGUCAAUGCUUUUUAUAAGGUGAAACAUUAAUGUUGUGGGGCUUUUGUUAUGAUGGUGAUUUAUUAGAUUAUUUUGUUUAAAGACAACGUUCAGCUGUUGUGAAAUUACAAAAACAAUCUUCACAUUUCAUAAUUUUAAAGCAAUAUUAAUGGUAAUUACCUUAGAGAAAGAUAGUUUUGUUGUGAUAUAUAGGUAUGAUACUGAAGUUUAAUGUACAGCAAAGGAUAUUAAACCUAAGUCAGCACUAAUGUGUUAUAUGGUACACUUGAAACUUUAGUACAGAUAUCAAUGUUUAGCAAAUAGACAUUAACACAUAAUGAUAGCAAAAAAAUGGAGCUGUUCUGAUGGGAGACCGUUGAUUAUGUUUGAUUUUAAUACUUCCCAUGCUCUUGACUUUUUUUUUUUCUUUGAGAGAGAGUCUUGCUCUGUCACCCAGGCUGGAGUGCAGUGGCACCGUCUUAGCUCACUGCAGCCUCCACCUCUCAGGUUCAAGCGAUCCUCUCGACUCAGCCUCCCUAGUAGCUGGAACUACAGGCGAGUGCCACCUCGCCCGGCUGAUUUUUGUAUUUUUAGUUAGAUACGGGGUUUCACCAUGUUGGCCAGGCUGCUCUCGAACUCCUGACCUCAGGUGAUCAACCUGCCUCGGCCUCUCAAAGUGCUGGGGUUACAGGCGUGAGCCACCACACCUGGUCAGCUCUUGACUCUUUAUAGCUGUUGUAUUAUUUUAAUCUUGAGUAAAUAAAUGCUCGCUGAAAUGUUGCAGUUCACGAGAAUCUUCUUCUGUUAUUUAAAAAAUUAUUUGUAAAAGUCCAAUUAGGUUACACUAAUGUUUAUGUUUUGAAAAUAUUGCCUCUUCUGUGUAGUACUAAAUGUAUUAAAUAAAAUUAGGCGGUGAUUUUUUUUGGCUUUAUAAUGUGGUUCAGAUUUUUGUAGAAAGUCUGGCUGUGUCUACAUUGCCUUAAAGCAAUGGGAUAUUUCUCUUUUUUUUUUUUUUUUGAGCUAGAGUUUCGCUCUUGUUGCCCAUGGUGGAGUGCAGUGGUGUGAUCUCGGCUCAAUGAACAUGUGCCUACCAGGUUCAAGCAAUUCUCCUAGCUCAGCCUCCUGAGUAGCUGGGAUUACAGGCACACACCACCACGCCUGCCUAACUUUUGUAUUUUUAGUGGAGUUGGGGUUUCACCAUGUUGGCCAGGCGGGUCUCGAACUCCUGACCUCAGGUGAUCCUCCCGCUUCAGCCUCCCAAAGUGCUGGGAUUACAGGCAUGAACCACCUCGCCCCGCCAGGAAUGUUUUUUAAGAAGGCUAUCUACUUACGGAGUUCCUGGCCUUGAGAGGAUAUUACUUGCAAAGGAAAGGAUUCAUUUUGUGAUUAAAAAACAUAAUCUUAUGAAUUCAACACAUGAAGAUUUACAACUUGAUAAACCAGCUUCAGGAGAUCAGAACUUCUUACAAUACAACUGAUGUUACUCAGCCUAGAACAAAUACAACAGGGAUUGUGCUGCAUUCUGACUUAGGUUCUGCCAUCGAACACAGAAUGCCCUGAGCCUUAGAGGCAGAGGCAGCUCUUCAGCCUAUGGGCAGGAAGAAGAUGAGCCUUAAGUCUGAACACUGAGGAAUUCAUGUGCAUCAGUCAGACCUCCUGUGCAAGAAAGGAUGUGGUUACUACGGCAACCCUGCCUGGCAGGGUUUCUGCUCCAAGUGCUGGAGGGAAGAGUACCACAAAGCCAGGCAGAAGGAGAUUCAGGAGGACUGGGAGCUGGCGGAGCGACUCCAGCGGGAGGAAGAGGCCUUUGCCAGCAGUCAGAGCAGCCAAGGGGCCCAAUCCCUCACAUUCUCCAAGUUUGAAGAAAAGAAAACCAACGAGAAGACCCACAAGGUUACUACAGUGAAGAAAUCUUCAGUGUGUCUUCCAGGGUCGGAUCAAAGAAGGCAGAAAUUCAGGAAGCAAAAGCCAGUCCUUCCAUAAACCGGCGAACCAGCAUUGAAACGGAUAGAGUGUCUAAGGAGUUCAUAGAAUUUCUCAAGACCUUCCACAAGACAGGCCAAGAAAUCUAUAAACAGACCAAGCUGUUUUUGGAGGGGAUGCAUUACAAAAGGUGCCUCCAGAAAGGGUUGAGAAGAUAAUGGAUCAGAUUGAAAAGUACAUCAUGACUCAUCUCUGUAAAUAUGUGUUCUGUCCAGAACCCCAGUGAGCCUGGAAGACUGGGUGCUAUGGGAAAUGUCAUCAAUCCAAUGCUAGUGAAAGAUGUGACUGGGGAAUGCUGAAAAAUGCGCACCCCUGGGAGGAAUGAGGAAAGAUGACAUCCACUGACUCGUUAUUUUUUUGAGAAGGAGUCUUGCUCUGUUGCCCUGGCUGGAGUGUGGUGGCAUGAUCUCGGCUCACUGAUGAUGAGAAGAAAGAUCUUGCCAUUCAAAAGAGGAUCAGAGUGGAAGCUUCUCUGUGGUGUCAGAAAGACGAGGAAUGUGGUGACCUCACCUAUCCAUCUCCCUCAAGGCAGCUUUUGACCUGAACUGGUUAUUUCCUACUUGCCUCCUGGAGUUGCUAAUAAAAUAAACACUAAAGCUUCGCAGUUUCUAAAAAGACCAUGAAGCCCUGAGAGUAAUGAAAAGGUUCCUGAAAUUGAGGUCACUGUGGAAGGAGAAUCUAAUGCCUGAUGAUCUGUCACUAUCUCCCAUCACCCCCAGAUGGGACCAUCUAGUUGCAGGAAAAGAAGGUCAAGACUCCCAGUCAUUCUACAUUAUGCCUCAGCCAAGAUGUCUCACCCCACUCUCUCUGAUGCAACAAGAAGCCCCUGGAGAACGUUUCAGUCCCAUUUUGUACUUCUGUCAUGUGCUCAUCACAGUCUGGUGGAAUUUAAAUGACCUCUUAUCAAGAUGGAUAAACCCAAGUUUCCCAGUGCUGGAAUAUAGAAAAUGGAUGGACAAGGUCUUGCUCUAUUGUCCAGGCUGGAAUGUGGUAGUGCUAUCACAGCUGACUGCAUCCUCGACCUCUCAGGCUCAAGCAGUCCUCCCACCUCAGCCUCCCAGGUGGCUGAGACUGUAUGUGCUUUGCCACAAUGCCCAACUAAUAUUUGGACUUUUCCUAUACAUGGGUUCCAAAGGGCUGACUGCGAAAUCUAUAAAACAAGCACCAUCCACCUUCGUGAACACGAGGACAAUGCGACAAGCACCUGGACGCCAGGCACUCAAUCAUCAGGAACACUUCACCGUAUUCUCCCCAACAAAGCCUGUUUCUGGGUUCUUGUCUCUCCCCGCAAGUUGGUAAAGGACUGAAAACAUUGUCACAGUCACCUGAAUCAGGUGUCACUAAGUAGGUAAAUGUCUGACAUUGGCAAAAACAGGCGUCUCUGCCACCGUCUCACCUGCAGAAACUGAGCACAGUUUGUGUGGCAACAGCCUCAGUCCUCACCUCAACUCAAUUCCCUCCUACUGCUUCCCCUGGCUCAAGGGCCUAUGAGAACCGGGUGCGUCUCACCUGCAGGCCCUGCCAUUCCAUACACCUGCACCGACAUGGGGACAGAACUACACCGUCAAGUGCCUGUCUCUCACCAAGGCCUGGGGCCAUAGCUGAAGGAUCUUUCUGUAUUGGAGCAUCUCUGAGAAAGGUCCUGGGGUGGCCCAGUGAGCCAUAUUACUUUCUGGCCACGUGAUGAAGGCAACCACACAUCUGCCUCAUUUCUGCCCACAGGUGAGAAAUGGAAACUUGGCUUGAGGGGGUAUGAGUAAGACCUAAGGGUUUCUGUUUGCUGAAGACUCAGGCUGUCUGGAUGGGGCACACUCUGGAAGAGGAAUUGGGCCUGGCCGCCCCCCGCAGUCAUAACAAGAUGAACAAGGAGUGACAGGGAGGUGUUCAGGCAGGGUAGGGAGGCCUCCCUGGGCUGCCUGGAGAUGGAGUGUCUUAUCAGUCAAUACUCCUGCAGCUGCUGGGCACCUGCUGUCAAACUGCAGGGAAGGAGACCCACUUGCUGGGAGGUUCACCCUUCACAGUCUGUGAUCCUCCCAGCUCUUUUUUCUCGGGUGUGCGUCCACCCUUGAAAACAACAGCACUCGCCAGGCAGGCCCAUGAGCUUACUGCAUAAAGGGCCGGGGAGAGCUCCUGAGGUUUAAGCAAAGGGAACGCCCCCUUAUUCCACAGUCAGAAGGACCCACGCCUGGAUACAUACCCCA
Pan troglodytes (chimpanzee) is the source of this 5738-nucleotide messenger RNA. RefSeq lists its product as uncharacterized. The transcript has 18 exons. Lineage: Eukaryota; Metazoa; Chordata; Mammalia; Primates; Hominidae. The record is from RefSeq and is a predicted model, not a curated record. The coding region runs from base 4174 to 4836 and encodes 220 amino acids.